AUGGACAGCGACAGCGAGGCCAACCAAAUCGCCGACCAGGACUCGGUGAUCACCCAGGACAGUGAGAAUGUCGAGGACGAGGCAUUCCACUCCGAAGACCCGCCAAUUCCGUCGUACGCCAGCGGAAAGAAGACGGUAGCAUUUGACGAGAACAGGAACCAGAUCAACGAAAGACCGCUGGACGAGAGCGAGUACAGCGGCUCCUCCAGCUCGUUUGUGGCGGAUGCAGAAUACCAGAAAGGCGUGCACGCCAGAUUGGCGCUCCAGCAGGUGUUCGAGCCAGAGGAGUUCGUGACCUCGUCUCCUAUCAAGCAGGAGGAUGUCUAUUUCGAAAAUAGCACGAUCUACGACAACCCGAUGAACUCGCCGCAAAUGUCUCGCCGACUGGAGACAGAUUACAGCUACAUGGUGCCGUUCUAUCAGAACGACGAGUCCAGAGAUUCGUCACCGACGAAAACCUACACCAGAGCGUCCCUCGGCGACGAUAUUCCUGUCCUAGCGCACGGCUCGCGGCGGCCAAUGUCCAGAGAGCCUAUUCUAGACGACCAGAUCCAACAGGAGAACAAGCGCCAUCUUCAGCCGUACAAUGCCCUGCCUCGUUCCAGAGAGCAGACAGAGCCCACACAGCUUCAGGAAGUCAGCGUUGCCAAAUUUGUCAACGGCGCCGUGCGGGUCUCCUCGGGCACUUUGCCAGAUCCUAAACCGGCCAAGCCAGACAUGGACGCCGUGAUCAGCCACUUCAAGCUGGAAAGAGAGCGCGCGCUGGCCGAGCGAGACGCAGCGUUGCAAGAGCUCGACAGAAUCAAGUCAGUCCAGACAGAGCUCGAGGACGAAACUAUGAGCAACAAGCUUGCCCAGUUCCUCAAGAGUCUGUCGUCGACAAUCAACACGCUGGAGUCGCACGUGGAAAAAGAUUUGGACGACGAGGUGAGAAAACUGCGCUCAGACAUGGCCCAGGCGCAGAAGGACAAAAUGGAAGCCAUGUUCAACGCAGGCGAAUAUUUGCGCGAAUGCAACAAAAAGGACACUCUUCUGCGGCAGAUCAAGCCGCAGCUCAUAUAUCUCUACCAGGAGCUGCUGGUUCCCUUCGUGAAUUGCGGAGUUGCCGACAGCCUGGUGGACGGUACGCAGAAACACGAGAUACUGAAACUGUACGACUCCUUGGUGAUGGGGCCGCACAGCUCGCCACAAACCGUGAGCGGCAGCCAUGGUAGCCAUGCGUUUGACUACCAGCAAUUUUCCGAGCUGAAUAGCAAGCUGACGGAAUACUUUGCAGACCUCGCGCUGGCUCUCAGGAACCUGGAAAUUGUCAAGAGGCCGAUCGACGCGCCCAUUUAA
This is a messenger RNA of Ogataea angusta, 1338 nucleotides long. RefSeq lists its product as uncharacterized. The record is from RefSeq and is a predicted model, not a curated record. NCBI's taxonomy places the organism in Eukaryota, Fungi, Ascomycota, Pichiomycetes, Pichiales, Pichiaceae. The transcript has a single exon. The coding region runs from base 1 to 1338 and encodes 445 amino acids.